This is a messenger RNA of Harpegnathos saltator (Jerdon's jumping ant), 1413 nucleotides long. RefSeq names its product DDRGK domain containing 1 (gene Ddrgk1). The record is from RefSeq and is a predicted model, not a curated record. NCBI's taxonomy places the organism in Eukaryota, Metazoa, Arthropoda, Insecta, Hymenoptera, Formicidae. Gene Ontology annotation, molecular function: ubiquitin-like protein ligase binding. The transcript is spliced from 2 exons. The coding region runs from base 444 to 1301 and encodes 285 amino acids.
AUAAAUGUUUACACGUAGUUUAUAAUAGUUGAAACACAUUUAUCUCUAAAUUUUAAACGGUUUUAUUUAACAUUACACAACUUUUCUUAACCUAACAUCAUGUAUAUAACACGUUAUAUAUUACUACGCAUCACUGUGCAUGCGUGAGCAGAGAAAGAAAGAUACUCGGCACUUGCUUUCUGUCUCUUUCUACCUGAUCUUCAGUCCUCACAAGAGUACACGCGCAGUCUAUUCUUACCAUGUCUAUGGGUACACCUUUCUACCUAAAGCCAUAUACCGUACCGAACUGAACUGUAACAAAACGGCCGCAAAAAGGCGAUAUAACGAUAUUCAUUUAUAUUCAUUCAUUGUUAAAAGUGAUUAUGAAAAAAUAGCGAGUGCAACUGAAAGGCGGGCGGUUCUAUUCUUCUCACUUAUCAAAAUUGUAUCAGCAACUAGUGAACAUGGAUGUGACAUUAUUGAUAUUUGCCACUUCGGUCAUCGUUGCCCUGAUUGUUAUAUGCACUGUCCUUCUGCGACACAGAACCGGUGCUCGAAGGAAGCAAACUGAUAUUCAAGAUACUGCGGCGCUGGGUCAACCGGUAAGAAGAGCAGCCGGUGUUAGAAAUGCUAGGCAUCGUAUGCAAGGAAACAUUAAUCGUCAACAACAUGAUGAGGACAAUCGAAUAGUUGACGAAGAUAAUGACAAUACAGAUGACAAAACAGAAUUACCGGAUUAUAAGAUAGGGGCGAAGAAGCGAGCCAAGUUGGCAGCCAAAGCGGAGAAGAAAUUGCAGAGAGAAGCGGCAGAACGAGACAGGGAGGAACGUAAGAAGCGAGAACAGCUUGUUCGAGAGGAGAAGGAUAAACAGGCUGAGAAAGAACUUGCGGAGAGAUUACGAAUGGAGGAGGAAGAAAGAAAAGCCAGAGAGGAGAAGGAGAAAAGAGAGUACGAAGAAUAUUUGAGAAUAAAAGAAGCAUUCAGCGUAGAAGAGGAAGGUUAUCAUGAGGAAAACAAGGAAGACAAGGAGAACUUGUUGCAAAAAUUUAUCCAAUAUAUAAAACAGAAUAAGGUAUUGAUCUUGGAGGAUUUAGCUGCACAUUUUGGCCUCAAGACAUCUAAUGUAAUAGAGAGAAUUCAAGAAUUGCGAGCUUGUGAUAGGUUAACUGGAGUAAUUGAUGACAGAGGAAAAUUUAUUUAUAUUUCAGAGAAUGAACUCCAGACGGUUGUUAAAUUUGUGCAACAGCGUGGUAGGGUCAGUAUUGCUGAAUUAGUUGAGAAUUCGAAUAAUUUAAUUAGUUUAGCGCCUGUAAAAAGUUGAGGCAUUUCUGCUAGCUAAGUAAUCAGAUUGAUAAUAAUUAUAAAGUUUCUACAUGUAUACAUAUCGAUUACAAUGCUGUUGAAUGAUGUGAAUAUAAUUAAAAUUUGCUACG